This is a messenger RNA of Anguilla anguilla (European eel), 3490 nucleotides long. Its product is annotated as protein FAM76B-like. The transcript is spliced from 10 exons. Bases 573 to 1595 code for a protein of 340 amino acids. NCBI's taxonomy places the organism in Eukaryota, Metazoa, Chordata, Actinopteri, Anguilliformes, Anguillidae. The record is from RefSeq and is a predicted model, not a curated record.
UGCAGUACUCUGACUUCCUUUGUCUGUAUGGGGGUGGUCUUCAAACAUGUCAGGAAGUAUUUGUUUUUCAUAAAAGGGUCAAGAAUUUGUUUUUUUCCCAAAGAACUGUCCUGACCUCCACGUUGGCCAAUUUAUGUCAAGAAUAAAAACCGGGCCGUACAAUUCUUAAAGGGAGUAUAGUUUAUUCUGAUUGGUGUGUAUAAUUCAAAAAUGUAAAUUCCCGCCUAUCGGUCAUGAGCUGUGGUUGGCUCUCAGCUGCUUCCUUCCGGUGCGAUUAACGACGCGGAAACAAAAAGAAAAAAAGAAAUAGAAAAAGGAAAGAAGAGGGGAAAGCAGAGAAGACCUGAAAACUCUUAUUUUGUACACUGUAUUUCGAUUUUAAUGGAAUAUAUUGAGGAUAUGAGACAAAUGUUUUUAGCCACAUAACUUUAGAUUGAAAGUGAAUUAUCCAUCUACAUUUUGAUGAUAAACAUUUUUUGAAUUUUGCCCUUUUAGCGUACACACAUAGCUUGCUAGCUAGCUAGUUUGUUGGCUAGCCCUGGUUAUUUUAUUUUGUUUGAUUGUCGAUCAGAAUGGCAACAACUGCCCUGUACGCCUGCACGAAGUGUAACCAGCGUUAUCCGUUUGAGGAGCUAUCACAAGGACAGCAGCUGUGCAAGGAGUGUCGGAUAGCACACCCUAUGGUGAAGUGUACAUACUGCCGAUCAGAGUUCCAGCAAGAGAGCAAAACAAACACCAUUUGCAAGAAGUGUGCUCUGAAUGUCAAGCAGUUUGGAACGCCCAAGCCGUGCCAGUACUGCAAUAUCAUAGCAGCGUUCAUUGGGACCAAGUGUCAGCGCUGCACCAACUCGGAGAAGAAAUAUGGGCCCCCACAAACCUGUGAGCAGUGCAAGCAGCAGUGUGCCUUCGACCGCAAGGAGGAGGGCAGGAGGAAGGUGGAUGGGAAGCUGCUGUGUUGGCUCUGCACACUGUCAUAUCGCCGUGUCCUGCAGAAGACCAAGGAGCAGAGGAAAGGACUGGGUUCUUCCCACUCCAACUCUUCCUCCCUCAGUGAGAAGGAGCACCACUCCAGACACCACCACCAUCACAACCACCAUCACCAUAACCAACAUCAACACCGGCACAGCAGCUCACAGAACAAACUCAGCAGCAGCCUCAGCCCGGAGCAGGAACCAGGACUGUGGAAGCAGAGCCAUAAGUCAUCUUCGAUCCAGAACGACACCCCAAAGAAGAAACCCAAACUGGAAUCAAAGCCGUCAAAUGGAGACAGCUCCAUCACUCAGUCCAUGGACUCUGGAGGAACAGACAACUUUAUCCUGAUAAGUCAGUUGAAGGAGGAAGUGAUGUCAUUAAAAAGACUUCUUCAGCAGAGGGAUCAAACUAUACUGGAGAAGGACAGGAAGCUGACGGAGCUGAAAGCCGACUUCCAGUACCAGGAGUCCAACAUGAGAGUGAAGAUGAACAACAUGGAGAAAGCGCACAAAGAGGCCGUGGAGCAGCAGCAGGCCAAGAACAGGGAGCUGCUGAAGCAGGUGGCCGCCCUGUCUAAGGGCAAGAAGUUCGAGAAGUCAGGGAGCACCCUGCUGUCACCAUGAACUCACUGGCGUCAUCACCCACGGCUCUCCCCCCCACCCACACACUCCAAAACACCAACCUAGAAUGGAGCAAAGACAGUUCUCCAUUUAACACUGAUUCCCUCUUGAGAUCAUAUUUAUUUUUUUACUGCUUUCCUUCCUUUGGAUUCCUUUUGUUUUGUUUUUGAAUUGGGGACAAAAUUGCAGGAGACAUCAGCUUGAAUCAUGAAUACAUUCAGCACCCUCAUGUUCACCACAGGCGCAUUCUUUUCACUUAUGCACUUUCAUCUCACACACACAAUCACACACAGGCACACAUACAUUCAUUCUGACACUCGCACAUGUGGUCUCAAAUACAGAUGAUCGCAUAGGCACCUGCUCAUAUCUGCAGACGGAAUCUGCAUUACAUCAUGCCCAGUCGCACCAUGACUGUAAAACCACAGUCUCAGAACGGAGCCUUCUGUAGUGUGACUGGUGUGUGAAAAUCAUAUUUUGUUUGUCACUCUUUAAGAGGAGCGUGUGGUGAAUUUUUGCUCCGUUCCCAGACUGCAGAAAUGUUUGGUGCACUGUGAGGAAACUGCUUGUAGGAGCAGUUGGGGACACUGAACAAUGAAAGUAAGGGGGGGAGGGGGGUGAAUCUGUCAACACCCCAGGUUCCAGGACAUUUUAUUUUUAUUGCUUACUAUGCCGUUUUCGCAUUUUAACAGACCUGCACAUAUCCUGCAUGUUGAUGCACAUUUUUGUUUUAUUUUUUUUUCCAUUGUGUUUUCCACUGAACGUAUUUUUUUAGUAGCUAUUGUAUACAAUUCAUUUUCUGAUGGAUAUAACUGCGUGAGCGAACUCCGACUGGGGAGUAGAAAGAACCGCUAUAUGCUUCACGACCCUUCGCCGGAAGACUGACUUUGCGGUCUCAUGUACUGUAACCUAAUUUUUAGAUGAAUUUCAAGAAUCAAGUGUGAAGGUUUCGACGGUUAAGGCCUUUGUGUAUUUAAAACUUGUUACUUGUAUCGGUUCCUAGUAAAUAUGUGUAAGGCGAAUUAUUAUAACAAACAAUAUACUUUUAAAAACAUCUACUUGACUUUUUACCGGUAUGUGGAGAGUAUGGGGCUGUACCUAAAGCUGGCUCGCACAUCCACUUUUAUACUUUUUUUUUUUGUUUGUUUUUUUUUUUUCUCAAAACUGUUUCAGAAAUAUUAAAUCUGGUGAAAUGCCCUCUCCAGCUGGUCUCUGUAUUUGAUGUUUUCUACCAGUAAAGAUGGUCAGCAUUAUGUUCUCUUCUGCACUGUAUAUCUCCAGCAGAAUUGACUGUGCCAAUAGAGGGAUCUGCUUUGUCUACUUAAAGAGGUGAUUUAAAUUAUAGCAUGAAGAUUUAUAUUGAAAUGUUCCCAAGCAUUGCUUCAUGAAAGUACCUUAAAAGCUGCCUUUUUAUUUUCUAUAUGGAUAUGCUAAAGUAAUUUCAUUGUGUUUUGACUACUGGAACAUAUUCAAUUUGGUAUGGUUUGCUUGCCCCCUUCUGUAGAGCACCAUUUCACAAAAUGUUGAAUUUUUUACCCUGGUUAACUGCUGUGUUUUUUAUCCCUUUUCAUUUAAAAUACAUUUUUAGCUUGCUUGCCCAGGUGUGAAACAUGCUUCAAAUGCACUCUGAUGCCACUAAUUAACACAAUAUUCUACCAUUGGUACACUGGUGUUGGAGUAAUGCAAAUUGGGUUGUGCUUUUCUUGUCUACUUUGCUAGAGCCCUGUGGUAAUGCCACUGCUAGGAUUCAUAGUGAUGAAACCACAGCUUGCCUAGAGUGAACCUCAGACCUACAAACUACAAAUGUUUUCUGUGUAUAUAUUAUGUAAUUUGGCUGCACAUUAACAGCUGUGUGCUUAUUCAUAUCAAGGUUCAUGUGCUUGUAAGGAUGGCCCUCAUGA